AUGAACAACAUCUUCGUCGUCGAAACCCUUGAUAGGCUGCCCAAUUCUGGCAGCUCAACGAGCCCCGAAGCCCAUCUCAUCAGUCACGUCGCUCCAGCCGUACCGAGGAAAAAGAAAUGGACGACGAGAGCGAGGACAGGCUGCCUCACCUGCAGGGCACGUCGCGUCAAGUGCGAUGAGGCGAGGCCCGACUGCCGACGCUGCACCACCAGCCGCAUUCCCUGUCGCGGGUAUGAGCUCCCGCCACCCGACGCCGACGGCGUGCACGUGGCUGUGAGCGGCGUCGACAUUGCCGCGGUGAGGCGGGAAAAGCAGCAGAAGCACGGCGUCGCAACCGAGAUUGAGCCUCCUAGCUGGGAUUAUCUCGAGGCGAUCCGGUACUAUUUCGAAGUGGCCAGGCCCGGUCGCGUGGCGCAAUCAAGGACGAAGUCGUUCCGGGACCCCCCCUUUCACUCGCCAACCCACAACCGGACGGCAUUUAUCGGGCAGAUCAUCUGCGACCAAAUCUCAAAGGCGUCCAAGUCCCGCCGCAGGCUGCUCGUGGCCGGCGAGGACGCGGCGUUUGAGGGGUCGUGGAACCGCUACGCGCGCAACAUGGUUGACGCCAUCAACAUGGUCAACCAGCGGAUCCAGGACGAGGCCCUCUAUCCGAACGAGGCGCCCGCGUUCAUGGCGAUCCGCCACCUGCUCGUGCUCGACCUGUACCUGCGGAGGGUGCUGUGGCGGGCGCACCUCAGGGGCGUCAUUGCCUACAUUCAGCACCGCGGCGGCAUCAAGGAGGUGCUCAAGCUCAAGGACGGUCCUCUUUACCUGAACUUUGCAGUUGAGAACAUUAUCCAUGCCAACACCACCAGCCCCGCGAAGCAGCAGGUAGAGGGCCUCGAGCACUUUACCGACGCGGAGCUCAAAGCGUCCCUCAGCAACGCCUGCUUCGCGCCGUGCCCACUGGAGCUCUACCCGCUCCUCGUCCACAUCACUCGGCUGCGCGUCGCCGUCGCCCACCGGCAGCAGCCGCCAGGGGGCGCCCGCCUUGCGCGCAAGGUGCAGGGCAUCUUCGACGCCACCUGGCGCUUCGACCCGGGCGCGUGGGCCGAGUCGGACGCCUGGCGCGGCGAGGUCGACACCGGGCGCCUGAUGGGGCGGCUCUUCCCCGUCGCCGUCCGCCUCUACGGCAUCCAGACGCUGCCGCGGUCGGCCGUCGUCGCGUGGGCGGACUCGGCGGCGGACGUCAGGGCCGCGUACGAGCCGCUGCCGGGGCGGAACGCGCUCGAUUCCCUGCGCAUCCGCCACCGCGGGGAGAUCCUGGCGCUGAUACGGAAGCACUGGGACACGCUGCAGUACAAGACGUCCCUGGUGUGGCCGCUACUGGUGGCGGGCGUGGCGGCGGCGGACGGCGCGCCGGAGGACCGCGAGUAUAUAGAGGAUUGCUUGGAGGCUAUCCUGGCCAUGCCAAUCACGGCGUGUUCUUUUAUCACGGUCAUAGACAAGCUCCGCGCGUUUUGGCGCUCUGGUAAAACGGAAUGGGAAGAGUGCUGGGAUGAGCCAGUGGUGGGCUCUGCCUAA
Cordyceps fumosorosea ARSEF 2679 is the source of this 1563-nucleotide messenger RNA. RefSeq names its product DUF300 domain protein. Lineage: Eukaryota; Fungi; Ascomycota; Sordariomycetes; Hypocreales; Cordycipitaceae. The record is from RefSeq and is a predicted model, not a curated record. The transcript is spliced from 4 exons. Gene Ontology annotation, biological process: regulation of DNA-templated transcription. Gene Ontology annotation, molecular function: DNA-binding transcription factor activity, RNA polymerase II-specific; zinc ion binding. Bases 1 to 1563 code for a protein of 520 amino acids.